Myxocyprinus asiaticus (Chinese sucker) is the source of this 5208-nucleotide messenger RNA. RefSeq names its product bifunctional glutamate/proline--tRNA ligase-like. Gene Ontology annotation, molecular function: proline-tRNA ligase activity; glutamate-tRNA ligase activity; ATP binding. The coding region runs from base 93 to 4919 and encodes 1608 amino acids. Gene Ontology annotation, biological process: translation; prolyl-tRNA aminoacylation; glutamyl-tRNA aminoacylation. The transcript has 33 exons. Lineage: Eukaryota; Metazoa; Chordata; Actinopteri; Cypriniformes; Catostomidae. The record is from RefSeq and is a predicted model, not a curated record. Gene Ontology annotation, cellular component: aminoacyl-tRNA synthetase multienzyme complex; cytoplasm.
CAGCAGGCGGCGUUGAGUAGCUUUCUGGCUUGUGGAGUAGUUUGGUGCUGGAAGUGUGACAGGGCCAUUACGAACAGACAGGGAGGAAAGACAUGGCACUAAACCUGACUAUCAACAGCAGUGACCCACCUCUAGGGGCGCUGCUGGUCGCCGAACAUGUGAGGGGCAGCAUCAAUCUCUCUGUGGAGGAGGGCAAAGACACCAUGCUUCAUGUCUCUGAUCAGGUGCAGUUCAGUGAUGUUAACUCCAUCACGCGUUAUCUCGCCCGAGUGGCUCCGGCGUUAGGACUGUAUGGUUCUAACAUGAUGGAGCAAGCAGAGGUUGACCACUGGCUGGAGUUCAGUGCCCGUCGUCUCUGUGCGCAGUCAGAUCUGUCUUCUGCUCUGGCUGAGCUGGAUAAAGCUCUGGCAUUGAGAACCUUCCUGGUGGGUCACAGUGUGACCCUGGCUGACCUCUGCAUAUGGGCUGCUCUCAAAGGAAAUGGUGAGUCACAAGCCAAGCCAAGCUCCUACCCGCAUCUGUGCCGCUGGUUUUCUUUCCUGAGCUCUCAGGUGCCAUUCAGUUCUGUGGGCAGUAAAUGGUCCAGCGAGAUCAGCGCCAGCAAAGCCAAAGCCACUCCUGUGGAGAAGGAAAAGAAGCAGGAUUUGGGAAAGUUUGUGGAGCUCCCUGGUGCCGAGAUGGGCAAAGUAGUGGUGCGGUUUCCCCCAGAGGCUAGUGGAUACCUGCACAUCGGCCAUGCCAAAGCAGCUCUUCUCAACCAGCACUACCAGGUCAAUUUCAAGGGCAAGUUAAUCAUGCGUUUUGAUGACACUAACCCAGAGAAGGAGAAAGAAGACUUUGAGAAGGUGAUCCUGGAGGACGUGGCCAUGCUACAGAUCAAACCAGACCAGUUCACCUACACAAGUGACCACUUUCCCGCCAUCCUGCGCCUGGCAGAGAAACUCCUGCAGGAGGGCAAGGCCUACAUAGAUGAUACACCUCCAGACGUCAUGAAACAAGAAAGAGAGCAAAGGGUUGAGUCUCACAACCGCAGCAACUCUGUGGAGAAGAACAUGCAGAUGUGGGAGGAGAUGAAGAAAGGCACAGAGUAUGGCCAGACCUGUUGCAUGAGAGCCAAGAUCGACAUGAACUCCAACAAUGGCUGCCUGCGUGAUCCCACACUGUACCGCUGCAAGAACACUCCUCACCCUCGCACAGGCAGCACUUACAAAGUCUACCCCACAUAUGAUUUUGCGUGCCCCAUCGUGGACAGUGUUGAGGGCGUGACGCAUGCCUUGCGUACUACUGAGUACCAUGACAGAGAUGAGCAGUUCUACUGGGUGAUAAACGCCCUGGGACUGCGAAAGCCCUACAUCUGGGAGUACGCCCGACUGAAUCUUAAUAACACUGUGCUGUCCAAGAGGAAGCUCACCUGGUUUGUUGACCAGGGCUAUGUGGAAGGCUGGGAUGACCCACGUUUCCCCACAGUCAGAGGUGUGUUGCGUAGAGGAAUGACUGUUGAGGGACUCAAACAAUUCAUUGCUGCUCAGGGAGGAUCCAGAUCUGUGGUGAACAUGGAAUGGGACAAGAUCUGGGCAUUCAACAAGAAGGUCAUUGACCCAGUCGCUCCCAGAUACACAGCCCUAUUGAGCUCACAAGUGGUUCCAGUCUUCAUUUCUGAAGCCAAGGAGGAGAUGAAAGAGGUUGCCAAACAUCCCAAGAAUGCAGACGUGGGAAUGAAGCAGGUGUGGUACGGGCCAAAGGUGUUUGUUGAGGGGGCUGAUGCCAAAACUUUCACAGAGGGUGAGACAGUCACUUUCAUCAACUGGGGAAACAUCAUCAUCACCAAAAUCAACAGGGACAGCAGUGGAGUGAUUACCUCUCUACAAGGCUGUCUGAACCUGGAAAACACAGAUUUUAAAAAGACCACUAAGAUCACAUGGCUAGCUGACACCACCCGUGCUCCACUCCUGCCCACUGUAUGUAUCAACUACAACCACCUCAUUACCAAACCAGUCCUUGGCAAGGAUGAUGAUUUCAAGGACUAUAUCAACAAGAACAGCAAGGUAGAGGAGAAGAUGCUGGGAGACCCUUGUCUGAAGGACUUGGAAAAAGGUGACAUCAUUCAGCUGCAGAGGAGGGGCUUUUACAUCUGUGAUCAACCUUAUGAGCCAAUCAGCCCCCACAGCUGUAAAGAGAGUCCCUGUGUCCUGCUUUACAUCCCAGAUGGACACACGAAAGAAAUGCCCACUGCUGGCUCCAAGGACAAGAACAAGAACCAAACAGCUGCUAAACAUGCUGAAUCUGCUACUCUCUGCAAAGCCAAACAGGCUCCAGCGUCCAAGCAAUCCUCCAGCCCAGCACCAGCCAGAUCAGGAGAUGCUUCCACACUGUUCUCAAGCAUUGUGGCUCAGGGAGACUUGGUCAGGCAGCUCAAGACAGACAAAGCCUCUAAAGAGCAAGUGGACUCUGCUGUAAAGCAGCUCUUGGCCCUUAAGUCUGAGUUUAAACAGCUGACUGGGCAGGAAUAUAAACCUGGUAUGGCCCCUCCUACUUCCGCUCCAGCACCGAAGAGCUCUGCUGCCCCAACUCCUGCAGCAGGAAUCCAAAGCCCUGCUUCCUCCUCUUGUCCUUACACUCGUGUUGCUGAGCAAGGCGAGGUGGUUCGAAAACUGAAGGCUGAAAAAGCACCCAAGGACCAGAUUGAUGCAGCAGUAAAGCAGCUUUUGGCUUUGAAGGUUGAAUAUAAGAAGGUGACUGGGCAAGACUAUAAGCUCGGAGCUCCUCCAGCUGGUGAUUCUGCAUCGACUCCAGCCCAGCCUGCCACCACCACCACCCCUGCAGUGUCUAGCUCCUCUGACAGCUCUCCUAUGGCUAUUUACGAGCGUGUCUUUCAACAAGGAGACCUUGUGAGGAAACUGAAGACAGAAAAGGCACCCAAGGACCAGGUAGAUGCAGCUGUGAAGCAGUUGCUAUAUCUUAAAACUGAGUACAAGCAGCAAACUGGGCAGGAGUACAAACCAGGUGUGCCUCCUACAGCCCCCACCCCUACACAGUCUAGUUCCUCCCAACCUCAGUCCAGCUCCUCCCCCCAGGCUCAAGCUUUGUUUGCCGACAUUGCCCUGCAGGGGGAGCAAGUGAGACGGCUCAAAACAGAGAAGGCGCCUAAGGAGCAAGUUGAUAAAGCAGUGAAGACUCUGCUGGAGCUAAAGGGUCAAUAUAAAGCCCUCACUGGAGAGGAGUACAAACCUGUAACUACCCCAGGAGUCUCAGGAAACACAGGAGAAGACAAGAGCCGCAAGGAGCGAGAGAACAAGUCUGAGAAGCAGGGAGGAGGCGGAGGAGGACGCAAGCAGCAAAAGGGAGGAGAGAAACCUCAAGGUCAAGAAUCUGGAGCAGGUGGAGCAGGAGACGGCCAGGGGCCAAAGAAACAAACAAGAUUGGGCCUUGAGACAAAGAAAGAGGAAAACCUGGCUGAUUGGUAUUCGCAGGUGAUCACCAAAGCCGAGAUGAUAGAGUAUUAUGAUGUUAGUGGCUGUUACGUGUUGAGGCCCUGGUCUUAUGCCAUCUGGGAAGCUAUCAAAGAAUUCUUUGACCAGGAGAUCAAGAAGCUUGGCGUGGAGAAUUGCUACUUCCCAAUGUUUGUUUCUCAGGCUGCCCUGGAGAAGGAGAAAACCCACAUUGCAGACUUCGCACCAGAGGUCGCUUGGGUGACAAGAUCAGGAAAGACCGAGCUGGCUGAACCUAUCGCUGUGCGUCCCACUAGUGAGACAGUCAUGUACCCGGCCUAUGCCAAGUGGGUCCAGUCACACAGAGACCUGCCGAUCAAACUCAACCAGUGGUGCAACGUUGUGCGUUGGGAGUUCAAACACCCCCAGCCCUUCUUGAGGACCAGAGAGUUUCUAUGGCAAGAGGGACACACAGCUUUUGCUACCAAGGAGGAAGCCACAGAGGAGGUGCUGCAGAUUCUGGACCUGUAUGCUCGGGUGUACGAGGAGCUGAUGGCCAUCCCUGUUGUCAAGGGCAGGAAAACUGAGAAGGAAAAGUUUGCAGGAGGAGACUACACCACCACCGUGGAAGCUUUCAUCUCAGCCAGCGGCAGAGCUAUUCAGGGUGCCACAUCUCAUCACCUGGGCCAGAACUUCUCCAGGAUGUUUGAGAUUGUCUUUGAAGACCCUAAGAAGCCAGGUGAGAAGCAGCUUGCCUACCAGAAUUCUUGGGGCAUAACUACCCGAACCAUUGGAGUCCUGACAAUGGUUCAUGGAGACAACAUGGGUCUGGUGCUGCCACCCAGAGUAGCAUGCCUACAGGUGAUCAUCAUUCCUUGUGGCAUCACAGCUUCUUUGCCUGAAGCAGAGAAAGACCUUCUAUUGGCACAGUGCUCCAAAUAUCUUUCCAGACUGCAGAAGGCCGACGUCAGAGUGAAGGCUGACCUGCGUGAUAACUACUCACCUGGCUGGAAGUUCAACCAUUGGGAGCUGAAAGGUGUGCCCAUAAGGUUGGAGGUUGGGCCAAAGGACUUAAAGCAGGGCCAGUGUGUGGCAGUAAGGAGAGACACAGGAGAGAAGAUCAUUAUGCCAGAGGCUGAAACAGAGAAGAAAAUCAAAAACCUUCUGGAAGAGAUCCAGAGCAACCUCUUCAAGCGGGCUUCUGAUGAUUUGAACAAACACAUGGUUGCAGCAGAUACUAUGGAACAGUUCCAGAAAGAUCUGGACCAGGGAAGGAUUGUACAGAUUCCCUUCUGUGGAGGCAUUGAGUGUGAGGACUUGAUAAAGAAGACAACAGCCAAGGAUCAAGAUCUGGAGCCUGGUGCACCUUCAAUGGGAGCCAAGAGUCUGUGUAUCCCCUUCGAGCCCUUGAAGACCCUGCAGCCUGGUCAGAUGUGCGUCAGCUGCAAAGAACCUGCCCAGUAUUACACGCUAUUUGGACGCAGUUACUGAGAGAGUCUGUCAUCCCUAUCCACCAACUAAUGGCUUCCCCUUUUUAACAAAUGCACUUGCAAGAUUUGUUGUAACUUAUGACAUCUGUAAUCAUUUUUCACCACUGAUCAUACUGCAGUCCCUUUGUGUUUCUGGUCAUAUUUCAUUAGCUGAACUUACAGACAGUUCUAGGCUAAGAUUUAGAUAUCCUAAAUGGCUGUAGUAGACCUUUGCACGUAUUUAUCCUAAAUAAAUGCCUGGCAAUUGUAAUAAACUAAACAUUGUCUGUAAUAAAGGGAUUCUGAAUUUC